Molecule: messenger RNA, 3807 nt
Organism: Hippocampus comes (tiger tail seahorse)
Lineage: Eukaryota; Metazoa; Chordata; Actinopteri; Syngnathiformes; Syngnathidae
Gene: ttc39a
Product: tetratricopeptide repeat domain 39A
Exons: 21
Coding region: 160-2013 (617 amino acids)
Molecular function (GO): protein binding
Source: RefSeq, a predicted model, not a curated record
ACGUCACGCUGUAGGAGGAGAAGGCAGCGAGCCAGGCAGCUCUCCCUCCCUCCCUCCCUCCACUUUUGGCCGGUACCCUUUCUUCCCUCUCUACCUCAAAUCCGUGGGAGCUUCCCGAGUGUCACCUCCCGUCAAGAAGCUGCCCCUGCCCGCUGUGGAAUGAGUUUUCUCAAGUGGAGACGGAGUGUAAAGGGAAAUGACAGCAGCAAGAAUGUCACGAAGGCAGAAAGUGUCCCUGAUGGCCCGGACUCCCCAAGCAGGCUUUCAGUCAUAAACACUCCAGAAUUGGAUCCUAUCAUCAGUGACUUCAAGUUGGAGUUACAAAACACCACAGAUGUCCCGGAACAAGAAAAUGCUUCCAACGGGUGCUCGACCUCGGACCUGUCGCUGGCUCUGGAGGACUGCAUGGCCUCCCUGGAUCUCUUCCUCCACAAUGACUUUGAGGAGGCGCAGGCCCGCCUGAGGCCCAGAAUCAAAGACAGCAUGUAUCAUGCCCUGACCUACGCCACCUUCCUAGAAAUGCAGGCCAUGAUGACCUUUGAACCCCAACAUAUCCUGGAAGCAGGAAACACCAUGAAAGAGGCCCAGGCUAUUUGCCAGCGGCACCGCAAGAAGUCAAGCUUAUCUAAGGGCUUUACAGAAGAUGAGAUUCAUGCUGAAGUCUGCUAUGCUGAAUGCCUCCUGCAGAGGGCAGCGCUCACCUUCCUUCAGGAUGAAAAUAUGAUCAGUUUCAUCAAAGGAGGAAUCAAAGUGAGGAAUAGCUAUCAGACGUACAAAGAGCUCCACAGACUGCUGGAGUCGACUGCGUACAGUCACGGCAGCAAUCAUGGUCAUGUUGAGGGCGGAGUCAAGUUGGGAGUCGGAGCCUUUAAUUUGAUGAUUUCCAUGUUGCCCACACGGAUGCUGAAGCUGCUGGAGUUUGUGGGUUUCUCGGGUAACAAGGAGUUUGGUCUCCAGCAGCUUCAGGACGGCUGUGCAGAAAGCACAUUCCGUUCAUUCUUAUGCAACAUGUUGCUGCUCUGUUAUCAUACCUUCAUGAGCUUUAUACUAGGCACUGGAGAAGGAGACGUAGAAGAUGCAGAAAAACUGCUGCAGCCGUAUCUCAAGAAAUACCCUAAGGGAUCGAUCUUCUUGUUCUUCGCUGGUCGAAUCGAGGAGAUCAAAGGCAAUUUGGAUGUUGCUAUCAAGCGGUUUGAGGAGUGCUGCGAGGCUCAGCAGCAAUGGAAGCAGUUCCAUCACAUGUGCUACUGGGAGCUGAUGUGGUGCUUCACAUAUCAACGGCACUGGAAGAUGGCCUACUUCUACGCCGACCUGCUCAGCAAGGAGAACUCCUGGUCCAAGGCAACCUAUGCGUAUAUGAAAGCAGCCUACCUCAGCAUGUUGACGGAGGAUGAUUGUCUAACCUUCGGGGAGACGCCGCUCACUUUGUUCAGGCAGGUGGAAGGGCUGAAGCAGAAAAUUGCUGGCAAGUCUUUACCCACGGAGAAGUUUGCCAUCAGGAAAGCUCGUCGCUACCUCACAGAAAACUCCAUUCCUCUUCCUGUCCCACCACUGGAGAUGAUGUACGUUUGGAACGGCUAUACGAUCAUCGGAAAGCACAAAGAGCUGACUGAAAACAUGCUGAAGACAUUGGACGAGGCGCAGGCGAAACUUGAAAGCAUGCCAAGGUCCGAGUUCUCAUUUGACGACCAGUGUCUGCUAAGCUUGUUCAAGGGACUGUGUCUCAAGCACCUGGGACAUCACGAUGAGGCCGAACACUACUUUACUCUUGUCCUCUGCAAUGAGACCCAGAUCAAGUAUGACCACUACCUAGUUCCCAAUGCGUUGUUAGAGCACAGCUUGUUAUGUCUGGAACAAGGCCGGAAUGAUGAAGCUGUAAAACUACUAGAAGCAGCAAAGCAAAAUUACAAAAACUACUCCAUGGAAUCUCGGACUCAUUUCCGUAUUCAAGCCGCCCUGCACAAAGCCAAGGGCACAAGGGAAAAUGGAGUCUACGUGCCCUCGAGCCCAUAGGAGCAAGGAUGGCACACAAGAGCUGAGAUCCGGCGUCUGCAUUCUCCCUCAGUGCACCACUCGGCUUAGGCUCGCCACGUCACAGGGUUGGAAGGUUUUUCCUUCAGGACGGUUUUGGGGAAGCAAUGGCCGAUAUUUUAUUUUGCUUUUGCAUGUUUGUCUCCUUUAUUGGCAACUGCCGCUGAUGGCGUGCCCCUUGUGGCACUGAUGGCGCUCAUCGAGAGUCUGACACGUGCACUGGCUGACCUUCACUUCCUCAAUCAAGUGGAAGCCGUGGCAAGUCUGGGCAUGUGCCUCAAAUAAUGACACACUAAAUAAGCAGAGCUUUUUUUUUUGCGGGGGGUGAGGGUUGUAUUGGAAAUGGCUACUAGUACUACUAAAUGGAUCUUAAUGGAAGACAAAUAUAUGUAAAUAUAUGUAUACAGGUGCAUCUUAAUGAAACUAUUCUGUAGUUGGGUUAAAAAAGUGAAACCUUUUCAUUAUAUCAAUUCACUACACUCAGUGAAAAAUAUUUCAUGAUUUUUUUUUAAGCUAACCUCUUAUCUUAUUGAGGGGUCGCCACAGCAAAUUAAGCGAGGAAAGAAGAAAAAUGUUUUACUGUAUGUUGAAUGUAUUUACAUAAUUAGUUUGACUUUUGAGUUGAGCCGCUAAAAUGAACUAUUCUGCAUUUUUAAAUUUUUGGGGGUGCACCCAUAGUGCAGGACUAAAGAUACCACUAUGACAUUAAUUUAAUUUAGUUAAGGGGUCAUCCAUUAAACUCCUGGCGUUAGCAAGACAAUGCAUGCGUUAUGUGCUGACACUGACAGCUGAGUUCGCAUUUAGCUGACCUUUCCCUGACCUUUCCCUGACAAUCCAUGUUGGAUGAUCAAUUUUGUCAUCCAUAGUUUCUCAAGAAUCCACAGUAGACGUUAUAUACUGUAAAUGGCACCUUUUACCCAAAAAGGACAGAUGACUGUGUGUCUUUUAGAAGGGCAGCCUCCUCCUUUUCUUCUGGCCCCCCCCACAUCAGUGGGAGAGACUCCAGCAGCACUUGAGCUCGAACAAACAAGCCAUUCACUCGGCGCAGUGAGGGGACCGCGUGUUUGUCCCCCUGUUGGAUCUCUAGCGAAGAAAUGACAAGCACUACAGUGUGAACCUCAACCUGCUGCCCUCCCCCCCUCAAUCAGCCAUGCUUGCUGACAACCUCCUGCAGGAGGGGCUUUGGAACAUUGUGUUUAGCGCUACUGUCAAACUGAAAUUGUGAAUAUGAACAAAUACAGUACAUUAUAGUGAAAGGAGAGAAACCGUGUUUAUAUGAUCGAAUGACUUGAUGGGCCGGGACCCAGCAACAGAUGGAUGAACACAGAGAAUCUCAAGAUGGUGUUUCAGGUUAGAACUGCUCAUUUUAUUUAUGUUAAGAGGAAGGUUUGGUGUUCAUGAUGGCGAUGAGGAGUCAAUUUGUUGUUGUUUUGUUGUUUCUCGUGUGUCUUAAUAUUCCAGUAACAACUUGUGUUUUAUUUUCGAAUAUUAUGUUGCAUUUCCCAUUCAGUUUCCACCUGGACAUUUUAACAUGAAAGUUUGUGGCAUUGUGAUAUUUGCAUUGAGCAAAUGAGAAUGGGCAAGACUUACCACUGAGCAUAGACAUUCCUGUAUAUACUGAAUGUUUUUUUUAAGUGUAAUUUAAAAUGGAAUUAAGAGAACGAUCCUGUUUCAACAGAAAAUCCGAUUGAGUUGUCUUUUAUGCCAAUGGUUCUCAAACUUUGUGGGUCCAGGGACAGUUUCAAUUUUAUGAGAAUAAAGUCAUACAUUUUCAAG